ACGCCACAAGCCAGCAAAACUACGACGACGACGAUGAUGACCCUGGGAGGGGGAUACGAUUGGUGCGGAAUGAAGCGGAGCUACAGGGGAAUGUGCAGCGGUGUGUAGGGGAGAGUCCGUCGGGCAUGGUAUUUGCGGAGCAGGCGGCGGUGGAGGGGUUCAAGCAUGUGGAAGUGCAGAUUGUGGGGGAUGGGCGGGGUGGGGUUAGGCAUUUGUGGGAGCGGGAUUGUAGUGUGCAGAGGAGGUAUCAGAAGAUUGUGGAGGUGGCGCCGGCGCGCCGAGUGUGA
This is a messenger RNA of Cyphellophora attinorum, 287 nucleotides long. RefSeq lists its product as uncharacterized. The annotation marks the transcript as partial. NCBI's taxonomy places the organism in Eukaryota, Fungi, Ascomycota, Eurotiomycetes, Chaetothyriales, Cyphellophoraceae. Gene Ontology annotation, molecular function: ATP binding. The transcript has a single exon. The record is from RefSeq and is a predicted model, not a curated record.